This is a messenger RNA of Candidula unifasciata, 240 nucleotides long. NCBI's taxonomy places the organism in Eukaryota, Metazoa, Mollusca, Gastropoda, Stylommatophora, Geomitridae. The record is from the annotation of a GenBank genome assembly.
AAGCUGUGGUGUUGAAUAUGAGGUCAUUCUUAAAGCCAAAUGUCGAGAGGCUGGAUUGUCUUUUAUAGAUGAAAGCCAGAUGAGAGAAGAAGGUUAUGACAAGACCCCAGACAUUAGACUUAAAGUUCCAAUUAUGAUUAACAAGAGAGUUGUCAACUGGAUUGAGAGUAAAGCGUCCUUUGGGGACCCUAUCAACCACCAGCAGUACAUGAUUGAUCAGUAUCUGCCAUAUAAAAAUAG